Molecule: messenger RNA, 441 nt
Organism: Lithohypha guttulata
Lineage: Eukaryota; Fungi; Ascomycota; Eurotiomycetes; Chaetothyriales; Trichomeriaceae
Gene: YPD1
Product: Phosphorelay intermediate protein
Exons: 3
Coding region: 1-441 (146 amino acids)
Biological process (GO): phosphorylation; phosphorelay signal transduction system
Cellular component (GO): nucleus; cytoplasm
Molecular function (GO): protein histidine kinase binding; histidine phosphotransfer kinase activity
Source: RefSeq, a predicted model, not a curated record
AUGGCCGAAGAAGCAGAAUUCGACUUCGGUGACAAUGUGGACACAAGUACAUUCGAACAGAUCUUAGACAUGGAUGAAGGUGAAGAAGAGGGCGGCCACGAAUUUUCCAAGUCAAUCGUCUUCGGUUUUCUCGACCAGGCUGAAACGACUUUUGUGAAGAUGGAUGCAGCGAAGAAAAAGGGCGAUCUUCCAGAACUCUCCAGCCUUGGCCAUUUUUUGAAAGGCUCAUCGGCCACCUUGGGUUUUACGAAAGUGAAAGAGGAGUGCGAAAAGAUACAGCACUAUGGCCAGAAUAAAGACGAGUCUGGCGUUCACGACGAAGACGACGAUGAAAAAUGUUUGAAGCUGAUUGGACAGUCCAUCGAGAAAGCUCAGGUCGCCUACCGCACGAUCAAGAAGUUGAUGGAAGACUACUACGCUAAACUGGAAGAAGGUGGUUGA